AUGCACCGAUUGUAUAUCACGCCACAAAUAAGAGCUUUUCAGGCAAGCCCUAACCUCAUCAGCUCGGACUUCAAAACCGGUGACAAGAAGGUUGUCAACGGUCCCUUCUGGCACGAGGUGUUCACGGAGACGUACGAAGAUCAUGACGAGGACAUCUCCACUACCACUUCGGAGCCGCUGCCGUUCUUCGAAGACGACGCGUCUACAAACAAUGUGACCGCACAGCUGGGUAGCAGGGUCCACUUACACUGCAGAGUUCACGACUUGGGCGAAAAGACGAUAUCCUGGGUUCGUAGGCGAGGCGAAGAAUUGCACCUACUCUCGUUCGGUCGCCACACUUACUCGGCCGACUCGCGCUACUCGCUAGCGUUCGAGCACCCGAACGACUGGCGGCUGCUCAUACAGUGCCACAUAUCCAUUGAUUUGCCAAAAGUGGAGAUCAUUGACGAACGCGGUCGUCCGCUACAAGACAAGUUCUACAAAGAGGGUUCCAUCAUCGAGCUGAGGUGCGUGGUCAGCGAGGUGCCACAGCCCACCAGACAAGUCAACUGGAAGCAUGGCGCUCGCCUCCUAAACUACGACACGAAGAGAGGGGGCGUAAGAGAACAAAGUGCCCAGAUAUUCAUCUUUCGACACAAAGAAGGUUCUGUCAUCGAGCUGAGGUGCGUGGUCAGCGAGGUGCCAAAGCCCACCAGACAAGUAAACUGGAAGCACGGCGUUCGUCUCCUAAGCUACGACAUGAAGAGAGGGGGCAUGAGUGUAAAGACUGAAGCGACUUCUAACGGUGCGCUGUCAAGGCUGUACAUAGCGAACGCCAACAGAAACGAUUCUGGCAACUACACCUGUUCUCUGGCGGACGUCACGGCGUCUGCUGUCUCCGUUCAUGUCCUAAGAGGUGAAAACCCACUCGCGAUGCAGCGCGGGAACAGCGGAAGCGCCACCUAUCCAUCGCUCGUUUUCUUCGUGUCGCUCAUUAGCUGAUACAUAGCCGGCGCGUACUGUACGCGCUGCACCUUGUAAAACCCCUUACUCGUCAUAAAUCGCUAGAGUUACUUUAUUCGACCACAUGAGUAAAUAAGGCACAGAAGCAAAGUUUCAUACCAUGCGUGUGUAUGAGUGAGCACUAGCGCCUGUCGCGUACG
Molecule: messenger RNA, 1142 nt
Organism: Chilo suppressalis (striped riceborer)
Lineage: Eukaryota; Metazoa; Arthropoda; Insecta; Lepidoptera; Crambidae
Source: the annotation of a GenBank genome assembly